AUGAGACAGUUAUCGCGUUUACAGCUCGGAGAAGAUGAAAAAUUACACGAAUAUUUUGUGCGUUCUCAAGAUCUUAUGUCUAGACUAUCUGAAGCUGGUGAGAAAAUAUCAGAAACACUGUUUAAUGCAUUAAUUAUUAAUGGUCUUCCAGACAAAUACGAACAUUUUGUUGUACAAGAAAGUUUUAAUCCAGCAUCGACAUUGUCUGAACUAAGAACCCGACUGCAAAAUUAUGAAGACAGUCGAAUACAAAGAAAUCAAACGGAAGAUAACUCGUCAGUGGCAAUGCAUUCUUCAAAUAGACAAGCUAGAAAUAAGAGUUCGACACCACAGACGAAAAAUUGCUAUGUUUGUGGAAAUCCAGGACAUUCUGCAAAACAAUGUAAUAAAAGGAGCUCAGCAACAUGUUCCAUAUGCAAGAAAAGAGGUCACUUGGCAAAAGCUUGUAGAAGUGCUGGGAAAACAGAAAAAUCUCAAGGAAAAGAACCACCUGCAGUCUCAUCUUAUUCCAAUUGUUUCGUAAGUCCUUUGCAAGAAGAAAACAAUGGCUCAGAAUAUUUAAAUUAUCUAAUCGUCGACACUGGUUGUACAGAUCACAUCAUAAAUCAAAAUAAUGUGUUUCAAAAUCUUCGUCCUUGUAAUGAAAAGAGUGUUGGAGAUCCCAAAGGAAACCUCACACCUGUUGAAGGAAUUGGCGACGUGCCAAUAACGGUCCAGUCAAAGCAUGGAAAGAUGGCAGAAAUGGUCCUAAGAAAUGUUCUUUAUGUACCAAGCUAUGAGGUAAGGUAAACCUCCUUUCAGUCAAUACAGCCGUUAGUUUUGGCCAUAGAUUUAUAUUUAACGAGAGUAAAGCAAGAAUGGUGUUGAAUGAUGGUCAUGAAAUUAACUUAAAGACACUGGUCUGUUCUUCCUAAAAGUCACCUUUCGAAACCUAGUCGACCCAGUCACUUGCAACACGAGCAAAGGAGAUAUCAAAGGAGAUAUCGGUUUGUGGCACAAACGUCUGGGGCAUCUCAACAAAGUUGAUGUAGAGCGUACUAUUGGAUGUAAGAAUAACUCGAAAGACGUAUGCGAAACGUGUGCAAUGGGAAAACAAGCAAGCAAACCAGUACAAAAAGAAGUACAAACCAAAGCUCAGAAAGCUCUCGAACUUGUUUAUUCAGACAUUCUCGGUCCUUUCGAAGUAGCUAGUCUAAAUGGGUCAAAAUAUGCAGUUACCUUCAUAGAUGAAUAUACGAAGUAUUCAGUUGUAAAGUAUAUGAGUAAAAAGUCCCAAGUUCUUUACAAAUUCAAAGAAUAUGCGGCGGAAGCAGGAACACCCCAAAGAUUACGGACAGAUAAUGGGGCAGAGUAUACAGCCAAGCAAUUUAAAGAUUAUUGCAGAGAUUCAAAGAUAAAACAAGAAUUCACAGUUCCUGAAACACCACACCAAAAUGUAGUCGCAGAACGCUUUAAUCGAACUUUAGUAGAAAUGGAACAGUGUUUAUUCAUUGAAGCAAAACUACCAGAGUUAUUGGGUAAGAGCUUUAGCUACCGCCGUCCACAUUCGAAAUCUCACAGUGAGCAUAAACAGCAAUCAAAACAGGAGUCCUUUUGAACUAUUCACUGGUAAAGCACCAAGAAGAAUUCGUCUUAGAGUAUUCGGUUGCACAGCUUAUGUAAGGAAAAGAAAAGUCAACUUACGAAAGCUCGAUUCCAGAUCUGUGAAAGCAAAAUUCCUCGGUUACGAUGACAAGAGUAUAGCGUACAUUUUACAAGAGUUUUCUACAAAGAAAAUCAUUAAAACCUGUAACGUUCUCUUCAAGGAAGAUGAAAUUCAGUCAUUCUCAGCAAAGGACCAGAAGAGUCAUUUUUGGAAAGUCCAAACAUUGAUCUUGACCAUGAACGUUCAAAUGAUCAAGCCACCGAGAAACCGGUUGAAGAUAAAGUGGAGGAAAGUAGAGAAGUAA
Messenger RNA from Paramuricea clavata, 1949 nucleotides. The record is from the annotation of a GenBank genome assembly. Lineage: Eukaryota; Metazoa; Cnidaria; Anthozoa; Malacalcyonacea; Plexauridae.